UAGUAACAUUUUGAGUAUUUUCAUACAUGUGAUUGAAUUUGUGCUAACUAAAUUGUUUGAACAUUUGUCAAGGAAAGCCGAUUUUAAGUUUGAAUAUUUAAUGUCUCCUUUAUUUAGGAUGGAUAAGAGUUGGAUACUGGAGCCUCGUACUACACUUGAGUAUAAGAAAGGGCUUCAAAUAUUUUUAGACUCUGCAUUUUCUAAUGUGUCAUCUGAUAAUAGGAUUAAGUGCCCUUGUUCUAGUUGUGGGUUUAGACUAUAUCAGACAAGAGUAGAGGUGUUUGACAAUCUUUUGUUCAGCCCUUUUCCGACAGCUUACACUGUUUGGUUAUUACAUGGUAAGAAGGAUGUAGGAGAAACUUCAGCCACUAGACAUGAAAGUCAACAUAUUGAUGCUCGUGAUAAUCCAAUGCAAGACAUGGUUAAUGAUGUUUUCAAUUUCUAUGGACAACCUGCAAACCAAGAACAUGUCACAUCGCAUGGACCAGUAACCGAAGGCGAAAAUGACAUGUUGCCUUUACCUGAUGGUCCAAAUGAUAAAGCUAAAGAGUUUUAUGAGUUAAUGAGGGAUGGGGAACAAGAACUUUAUCAAGGGUGUGUGAAGUACUCAAAGUUGUCUUUUCUAUUGAGACUUUAUCACAUUAAGUGCAUGUGUGGGAUGAGUGAUAAGGCCAUGACGAUGAUAAUAGAGUUGUUGCAUGAUGCCUUUGAGAAUGCAAAGAUCCCCAAGUCAUUCUAUGAGGCCAAGAAAACUAUUAAAAAACUUGGUCUUAGUUAUAAGAAAAUACAUGCAUGUCCAAAUGAUUGCAUGUUAUAUAGGGGAGAAGAUAAAGAAAGACAAGAAUGCAAGAGAUGUGGCACAUCUAGAUGGAAGGUAAAUGCUAAGAAAAACUUUUCCAGUGAUCUUGAAGCAAAUAAAAAGAAGACACUGCAACCUGCAAAAGUUCUUCGUUAUUUUCCUCUAAUUCCACGACUGCAAAGGUUGUUCAUGUCUAGUAAGACAUCUACUGAUAUGAGAUGGCAUAGUGUUGAUUGCCAUAAGGAUGGCUUAUUGAGGCAUCCAAGAGAUGCUGAAGCAUGGAAAAAUUUUGACUUCACAUUUCCUGAAUUUUCUCAAGACCCACGUAAUGUCCGUCUUGCCUUAGCGAGUGAUGGGUUCAAUCCUUUUGGACAUAUGAGCGCUAAUCAUAGCAUUUGGCCAGUGGUUCUCAUUCCGUACAACACCCCUCCUUGGGAGUUGUGGGAUGGUGUUCAGACCUUUGAUGCUUUGUCAACUGAAACUUUCAAAAUGAGAGCAGCAUUGAUGUGGACAAUUAGUGAUUUUCCAGGAUAUGGUAUUUUGUCUGGGUGGAGCACGUAUGAUGGUUACUCAAGCAAUAUCUCGAGAUGUGUUGAUGUGAAGCAACGAAGAUUAUUUGGGUUGAAAAGUCAUGAUUGCCACAUUCUUAUGCAGCAACUAUUGCCGAUAGCAUUGAGGAACGCAUUACAUGGUUUAGUGUCUGCAGUUUUAGCUGAUCUUUCAUCAUUUUUUCGGCAGUUAUGUUCUAAAGUGUUGAAUCCCAUGGACCUUGAUAACCUCCAGAAUCAAAUCAUUCUCACUUUGUGUCAUUUAGAAAUGAUAUUUCCUCCAUCUUUCUUUACUGUCAUGGUUCACUUAGUUGUUCAUUUAGUUGAUGAAGUGAGAUGUGGUGGCCCGGUACAUUAUCGAUGGAUGUAUCCUAUUGAAAGGUUCUUGGGGCAUUUGAAGUCUUUUGUACAUAAUAUGGCGCAACCAAUGAAAUUCGUUGUUGAAGAAAGACUAAUAGGUUUCUUCAUGCUUCAAACAGGCCAAGACCAUCUUCCUCAUCCAAAUGUUGAAACCCACUGUGAUGCUAAUCAUGCCAUGUUCAAACUAGAUUUAGCUUGUGAUGAAUUCCAGUUCUAA
Messenger RNA from Lycium ferocissimum, 1924 nucleotides. RefSeq lists its product as uncharacterized. Bases 101 to 1924 code for a protein of 607 amino acids. The transcript has 5 exons. The record is from RefSeq and is a predicted model, not a curated record. NCBI's taxonomy places the organism in Eukaryota, Viridiplantae, Streptophyta, Magnoliopsida, Solanales, Solanaceae.